Messenger RNA from Dictyostelium discoideum AX4, 375 nucleotides. RefSeq lists its product as hypothetical. Gene Ontology annotation, biological process: rRNA processing. The record is from RefSeq and is a predicted model, not a curated record. The transcript has 3 exons. The coding region runs from base 1 to 375 and encodes 124 amino acids. Gene Ontology annotation, molecular function: peptidyl-prolyl cis-trans isomerase activity; isomerase activity; DNA binding. NCBI's taxonomy places the organism in Eukaryota, Evosea, Eumycetozoa, Dictyosteliales, Dictyosteliaceae.
AUGCCUCCAAAGAAACCAGCAGAAAAAAAUGCAAAGAAACCAGCAGCAGGAGGAAAAGCAGAUAAAAAAGGUAAAGGUGAUGAUGCAAAGGGUGGAAUAACUCAAGUCAAGGUACGUCAUAUAUUAUGUGAAAAAGAAGCAAAAUUAAUGGAAGCUGUUAAUUUGAUUAAAUCUGGUAAAACUUUUAAUUCUGUAGCACAAAGUCAUUCAGAAGAUAAAGCAAGAGUUUCAUCAGGACUAUUAGGGUAUAUUGGUAGAGGUGAUAUGGUCCAAGAGUUUACUGAUAGAGCUUUUAAUCAACCAAUUGGUGUUGUUAGUGAGCCAUUUAGAACUCAAUUUGGUUAUCAUAUUAUUUUAGUAGAAGACAAAAAAUAA